AUGAGAGUGGCCAGCAUUCUAAAGACCCAGUCCAAGUCGCGAUUAGUAGGAGCAAAUGCUCCAGGAAUCAUUGCUCCWAUUGGCUUCUGCCRCAUUGGCUUCCAGCCUCUGCCAACCUUUGCCCCUGGCCAUGUUGGAAUCGCCGCAAAAUCAGGAACCCUCUCUUACGAAGCCGUAGCAUCAAUCACCCGUGCAGGAUUGGGUCAAAGCUUGUGCAUUGGAAUGGGAGGAGACAUCAUCGCCGGUACCAACCUUGUAGACGCGCUCAAAGUCUUUGAAGCAGACCCAGAGACUGAAGCCAUCUGCCUCAUUGGUGAGGUUGGCGGCAGAGCAGAGGAAGAUGCAGCAGACUGGAUCAAGGAGUACCUCAAGCGGACAAAGAAUCCCAAGCCUAUCACUGCCCUUGUGGGCGGUAAGUGCGCGGUGCCUGGUAAGAUCAUGGGCCAUGCGGGUGCUYGGGCCGCUCGCGGGGAGAACAACUCGCAUCAGAAGUACAGUGUGCUACAAGAGGCUGGUGCCACCAUGGUUGAUCACCCUGAGAAGUUCGGCGGCGUCAUCAAGACUCUUCUGCAGCAGUCUGGGAGGGACGUCAGCAAGAUACAAGCCAACGCGGCCAGCCAGCAAAAACGCGGAUACCACACCUUUCGCCGAAGCCCAGCAUCCUUGAGAGCGUCAGGUCGACCAGCUCCUCUCCAGCAACGUCGAAGUCUAUUCAUUGACGAAAGUCUACGACCUGUCCCACUCAAUCCAUACCUUCGCAGCAUCGAUGGCCUAUCAAUCAGCAAAGACGAGAGCCCAAAGGACGGACACUAUAUCGGGGUCAUUGUUGAUCGUACCGAGCGCUCGCCUUGUAUUGUGACUGCACCUACCGCAGAAGUCUCUGCCAUUGAGAAAAGGGUCAAGCGUUUCCCAUAUGACUGGCAAGAAGGCCCAUCAGAGGCCCUUAUCAACCAAGCAAUCGAUCACCUACAGUUACGUUCAGCACCGAUCGCUGCUAGAAGACAGGCGCAAAGCUUGCUCUCUAACCUGGCAAAAAUGUACAAAGAGAAGGAGGCUACCAUCCUAUCUGGCUGCGUCAGCGUCGACGAUUCCGGUAACCUGAAGCUACACCAGCCUAGCAUCACACUCAUGUUUGAUGGCUCCGCGUAUAAGAGCGGGAAGCGGCACGAGGAUGUGCACCGUCUACGGCAGAAAGAUCAGGAAGAUCCCGCGGAGGUGGAGGCGGAAAAGGAUGGAAUCGUAUAUGUCCGGCUGAAUGAACCAGAUGCCUCGAUCGGAACACUGGUGAACGGUGCAGGUCUUGCGAUGAACACUGUUGAUGCUCUGCUUUUGCAUGGCGGGAAAGCGACCAACUUCUUGGACACUGGAGGAAAGGCGACGUCAGAGACGGUGAAGAAGAGCUUCGAACUGAUCCUGCAAGACCCUCGCGUCAAGGUUAUAUUUGUUAACAUCUUUGGUGGACUGACGGACGGAGGCAUGAUUGCCAACGGUAUUUUGCUCGCAUUCAAAGAGGUGGACAUGAAGAAUGUGCCGGUCGUGGUUCGCAUUCGAGGAACAAAUGAAGAGGCUGGACAGAAGAUUAUUGCAGAGAGCGGACUAGGUUUAGAAUCUUUUGAUGAGUUCGAGUCCGCUGCGAAGAGGGUGAUAGAGAUCGCGAAUCAGAAAUGA
Ramularia collo-cygni is the source of this 1668-nucleotide messenger RNA. Its product is annotated as related to succinate-CoA ligase alpha and beta chain. Gene Ontology annotation, molecular function: succinate-CoA ligase (ADP-forming) activity; succinate-CoA ligase (GDP-forming) activity. The transcript has 2 exons. The coding region runs from base 1 to 1668 and encodes 555 amino acids. Gene Ontology annotation, biological process: tricarboxylic acid cycle. Gene Ontology annotation, cellular component: mitochondrion; succinate-CoA ligase complex (ADP-forming). NCBI's taxonomy places the organism in Eukaryota, Fungi, Ascomycota, Dothideomycetes, Mycosphaerellales, Mycosphaerellaceae. The record is from RefSeq and is a predicted model, not a curated record.